Rhipicephalus microplus (southern cattle tick) is the source of this 457-nucleotide messenger RNA. RefSeq lists its product as uncharacterized. Lineage: Eukaryota; Metazoa; Arthropoda; Arachnida; Ixodida; Ixodidae. The record is from RefSeq and is a predicted model, not a curated record.
ACGCAGGCAGUCGUGAGAUACCAAAAGUCGCUACAAAUGGUUCGGAUUAUUGUGCGACGUUUGCCCGCUACUGGUGGGCUCUUUUUCGCUCUCUUGGUGGCGUCUACGCUGAAGCCGACGACAGCCGAAGCACUGUACGAGAUGUAUGCCGUCACCCCUUACGAUCCUGCUGGAGAUGUUUUUUGCUAUUCCCAUACGCCAUUCAGCUAUGACUACCCGACAUGGGCUGAAUACUUCGGCGGUGGCUGCGAGGGACGCCGGUGCAAGUACUCAAGUGGCGGCGAAGUGCUAGUACAUCACUUCAGGUGUCGGCCUAAUAUCACCUUCCAGACUCGCCGGUGCCGAAGUGAAGAAGAGGAUAGCUCCUUUCCACACUGCUGCCUGCCCGUCUGCAGUGAUGCACUUUACUGAAACGCUAGUGAGAUGAAGCUGCAUCAGUAAAAGAAAAAAAAACUGA